Echinops telfairi (small Madagascar hedgehog) is the source of this 1604-nucleotide messenger RNA. RefSeq names its product TLC domain containing 2 (gene TLCD2). The transcript is spliced from 4 exons. The coding region runs from base 1 to 807 and encodes 268 amino acids. The record is from RefSeq and is a predicted model, not a curated record. Gene Ontology annotation, biological process: phospholipid homeostasis; regulation of membrane lipid distribution; membrane assembly. Gene Ontology annotation, cellular component: plasma membrane. Lineage: Eukaryota; Metazoa; Chordata; Mammalia; Afrosoricida; Tenrecidae.
AUGGUGCCCUCGGGGAUCCUGGUAACAGGAACAUCUUUCGCCGCGUUCCGGGGGCUGCACUGGGGGCUGCAGACGCUGCCCGCGCCUGGACCUGCUGCUAAGAAUCCUUGGAAGUGGUGGAACAUUUGCGUCUCUCUGUUGCACAGCCUGCUCUCUGGGGCCGGGGCGCUGCUAGGGCUGUGGCUGUACCCGCAGAUGUUCUUCGAUCCCAUUCAUGGCCACCCACCUUGGACUCUGGCGCUGGUGGCUAUGUCUGUGGGUUAUUUCCUGGCCGAUGGAGCUGAUCUCCUGCAGAACCAGACCAUCCGCCAGGCCUGGGACCUACUCUGUCACCAUUUGGUGGUAGUAAGCUGCCUCAGCACCGCGGUUCUGUCCAGCCACUACGUGGGCUUCUCCAUGGUGUCUCUACUCCUGGAGGUGAACUCUGCCUGCCUGCACCUGCGCAAGUUGCUGCUGCUCUCGCACCAAGCCUCGUCGUUGGCCUUCAGCAUGGCCAGCUGGGCCACCCUGGCCACCCUGGUCCUCUUCCGCCUGGUGCCUCUAGGGUGGAUGAGUCUGUGGUUGUUCUGGCAGCGUCAUCACCUGCAUCCGGCACUGGUGGUUCUUGGUGGUGGUGGGCUUGUUGUUGUGGGUACAGUGAGCAUCAUACUGGGGGUCCGAAUCCUGGUCAGUGAUAUCCUGAGAUCUCGAUCCCACCAACACACCACUAAACGCAAGGAAACUGUGGGGAGCAGAACAUGUGGUGGUGGCAGUGAGACUGUCAGGGCUGACCACAGGGGCAAUUCCACCCUCAGCCUGGAAGACUAGGGAGAAGCCACAGGCUUCCUGGUGGAGGUGGGCCAGCACAGAAGGAUGGUGGUCCUUAAUGCCCAUUCUCCCAUUGGGUCAGUGUCUCUUCCAUCUAAUUUGUACCCUUUCCCAUUCCUCAGAUCUGAGGAGAAAAGCUGAGAUCUGUGGGUGGGCAGGAACCAGGAUCGUGUCCCCUGGCUUCCAUCAUCAAAGAACCGCUCUUUCCAGCAGACUCACCCAAGAGGUAAAGCCAGUGCUCCACGAUGGCAUAGCUGGGGGCAGGAAGCUGGAAGAAACUGCCAAAGGGAACAGAAGCCCUAUGUCCAGGUAGUACAGGGACAGCGGAGGGACGGUGAGGUUCUGCCAGGAUCCCAGAGGUCCAGUCUGCAGGGGGAAGGUCAGAGGGAAGAGAGACCCCCCUGUGGCCACAUUCUGGCAGUGGGAGGAAGGAACAAGUGGCGCCCUGUCCGGGAGGCAUGGCAGGAAUAGUUGCCAAGAGUCCAGAGAACCCGGAUGAAAGCAAUUCCUGGUGAUAUAUUUGGAUUUCAAAACCACGGUAUUGCGCUUAAAUUUUCCCUCAAUUCUACUAUGCCCACCCAGUGACUUUUGUCUUUUGCAUUAUCUGACCAUUUAAACAAAAAUGCAGAUGCAUAGGGGGAUGAGCUUGAGUCUGGCUCUGUCUUCUUGGCAAAGGAUAGAUGUCCAAUGUCUCAGGAGGGACUCAAACAUCCAUUCUGGGUAUCCUGGUGUAGGAUCCUCCUAGAGAAGCGGUUUUCAAACUGUGGGUUGUGACCCCUUUGGGGGUUGAACGACCC